AUGCCUGACCCUGCGAGCCCCGCGCCGGAGCAGGUCGCCGCGCCCAAGCUCGACGAGGCGGCGAAUCCACAAAACUGGUCUCUAACACGCAAAAUCUACUGCAACCUGGUGUACUCGUUGAUUACGAUCGUGACAACGUAUGCGUCCGGCAUCUACUCGCCUGGAGUGAACCAGAUGCAAAAGGACCUGCCUGCACCGCACACCAUCGCGCAGCUCGGCACGAGUUUAUACAUGUUUGGCAUGGCCGCUGCGUCGCUGCUGUGGGGCCCACUGAGCCAGUCGCUUGGGCGGCGGCCCGUGUUUCUCAUGUCGCUCUUCGGGAGCACCAUGUUUAACCUGGGCGUGUGCCUCUCGCCCUCUAUACCGUCGCUGCUCGUCUGCCGUGCGCUGGCCGGGUGCUCGGCGUCGGCGACGUUUUGCAACGUCGCUGGGAGCAUUGUGGAUAUGACGACGGAGCGCAACCGCAUUCCCUUUAAUACCAUCUUUCGGCACGUUACGUUCUGCGGCCCGCCCCUUGCGGCACUGCUCGGUGCCGUGGCCGUGCACGACUCCGACUGGCGCUGGAAUCUGCGCUCGAUUCCGAUCCUGUUCUUUGCCACGCUCGUGCUGUACGCGCUGACGGUGCCAGAAACCUUUGCGCCUGCACUGCUGCAGAAACAGCAAGCGCGCAAGGAGGCGGCGCUGCGUCACGAAGACGCGUUGCACCGUGGCGAGCACCUGCUCCUGUCCAUCUUUCCCAGCAAAAAAACGGUGCAGCUCGUCGCAUCGCAGGUGAAGCAAUCCCUCUUUGUCCCGUGGAUCCUGCUGGUCGAAGAGCCCGUGCUGAUGAUUGUAUGCUUCUACACGGCGAUGUUAUAUGGUCUCUUGUACGGCUCGCUGCUCUUCUUCCCCGAAGUGUGGCAGGACAUUCGCGGACUGACCUCGGUGCAGGUCGGCUAUACCUACGGCGCGGUCCUGGCGGGCUUUACGGCCUCCGCCGCAUUGAUCGGCUGCACAAUCCAGACCAUCGAGUACCGCCGCGCCUACGACAAAGGCACCAACACACCCGAGCUCCGCAUCCGCUCCGGCGUCUGGGCGAUCCUCUUUGUGCCGAUCGGCCUCUUUAUCUUUGCAUGGACCACCCCAUUUGUACAUGUCCACUGGUCCGGUCCGUGCAUUGGCAUCUUCUUUUUUGCAUUUGGCAUGCUGUCUGUGUUUAACUCCUGGCUGGCCUACCUUACGGACACCUACAGCAACAACACGGCGGCGGUCAUUGGAAUCAACACCUUUUGCCGCUCGGCCGUAGCGGGCGCAUUUCCCUUGUUCACGAAGCAGAUGGUCGAGGCAAUGACCUUUCAAGGCGCGAUGAGCAUGUUUGGCGGCAUCUCGGUGCCACUUACGUGCAUUGGUAUGCUCUUUGGCGUCUAUGGUCACUACCUGCGAAGACACAGCAAACACGCUGUACACCGUUGA
Messenger RNA from Malassezia japonica, 1452 nucleotides. RefSeq lists its product as uncharacterized. Bases 1 to 1452 code for a protein of 483 amino acids. Gene Ontology annotation, biological process: transmembrane transport. NCBI's taxonomy places the organism in Eukaryota, Fungi, Basidiomycota, Malasseziomycetes, Malasseziales, Malasseziaceae. The transcript has a single exon. The record is from RefSeq and is a predicted model, not a curated record. Gene Ontology annotation, molecular function: transmembrane transporter activity. Gene Ontology annotation, cellular component: plasma membrane.